Messenger RNA from Ostreococcus tauri, 957 nucleotides. Its product is annotated as ATPase, F1 complex, gamma subunit conserved site. Gene Ontology annotation, biological process: proton motive force-driven ATP synthesis. The record is from RefSeq and is a predicted model, not a curated record. NCBI's taxonomy places the organism in Eukaryota, Viridiplantae, Chlorophyta, Mamiellophyceae, Mamiellales, Bathycoccaceae. Gene Ontology annotation, molecular function: proton-transporting ATP synthase activity, rotational mechanism. The coding region runs from base 1 to 957 and encodes 318 amino acids. The transcript has a single exon. Gene Ontology annotation, cellular component: chloroplast thylakoid membrane.
AUGCGCGACCGCAUCAACUCCGUCGGUAACACGAAGAAGAUUACCGACGCGAUGAAGCUCGUCGCCGCGGCGAAGGUGCGCAAGGCGCAAGACGCCGUCAUUGGCGCGCGCCCGUUCUCCGAGCAGCUCGUCAAGGUUUUGUUCGCCAUCAACGAAAAGUUGCAAGGCGAAGACGUCGAUGUGCCGCUUUGCGAAAAGCGCGCCGUGAAAACCGCGCUCCUCAUCGUGUGCACGGGUGACCGCGGUUUGUGCGGGGGGUUCAACAACUUCAUCAUCCGUAAGACGGAACAACGCUGCAAAGAGCUCCGUGCGCAAGGCGUUGAAGUCAAGCUCAUCACUGUCGGUAAGAAGGGUGGUGUGUACUUCAACCGCCGCAAGGAUCAGUACAACUUGGUCAAGCGUUUCGACAUGGGCCAAGCCCCGUCCACGCAAGACGCGCAAACGAUCUCGGAUGAAAUCUUCGCCGAAUUCACCUCCAUGGAAGUCGACAAGGUUGAGAUGGUUUACUCCCGAUUCGUUUCGUUGAUCUCCGCGGAACCGACGAUCCAAACCAUCUUGCCGCUCUCCAAGGAAGGUCAAGUGUGCACCGUCGACGGUGUGUGCGUUGACGCCGAUGCCGACGAGAUCUUCAAGCUCACCACCGAGGAUGGCAAGUUCAAGGUCGAGCGUUCUUCAUCCGAGACGGAGAUGUCUGAGUUCGAGGGCGUGAUGCAGUUCGAGCAAGACCCGAACCAAAUUCUCGAUGCUCUCAUGCCGCUCUACAUGAACUCCCAAAUCCUCCGUGCCCUCCAAGAGUCUCUCGCUUCCGAGCUCGCGGCGCGCAUGAACGCCAUGUCCACCGCUUCCGACAACGCCAAGGAACUCAAGAAGAACCUUUCGCUGGUUUACAACCGCGCGCGCCAAGCGAAGAUUACCUCGGAAAUCAUCGAGCUCGUCGCCGGCGCCGCCGCCGCGUAA